CUGUCCCAGCACUGUCCCAUUCCAGACGCAGCUCCCAAUCCCAAUGUCAGGCGUUGGGGAGGUUCUGGAGGUGGUUGGUGAUUUUGGGCCCUUUCAGAAGCGGCUGGUGCUCUUCACCGUGCUCCCCUGCCUCAGCGUGGCUUUCCACCAGUUUUGCCAACUUUUUAUGGUCUCUGAUGUGCCACACCACUGUGACACCAGCUGGAUCCGUGCUGUCGGCCCCAACCUGACGGAGGAAGAGCAGCUGAACCUCACCCUGCCCCGAGGCGCGGAUGGGGCCUACGAGCAGUGCCGCAGGUACUCGCCGGUGGACUGGGACCUGGACUCCAUCAGGACCUACGGCCUGAACGCCACCGAGGAGUGCCGCAGUGGGUGGGUGUACCCUGCGGGACAGCCGCCCUCCCUGCUGACCGAGUAUGACCUGGUGUGUGACAGGAAGGAUCUGAAUGACAUAUCUCAGUCUAUCUACAUGUUGGGGAUGUUCCUGGGAUCCAUGAUUUUUGGACUACUAAGUGACAGGAUCGGCCGCCGGCCAGUCAUUCUGAUAUCCGUCAUCCUCCAGGGCUUCUUUGGCUUAGGAAUUGCCUUUGUGCCCCACUUCUAUGUGUACAUGGCCUUCAGGUGUGUCGUGGGGGCUUCGGUGUCGGGGAUCACCAUGACGAUCCUGGCCUUAGCUACAGAGUGGAUUGGAGCCUCCUCCCGGCCCCUGGCAGUGCUUAGCUCUCACUGCUGCUUCGCAGUCGGGCAGAUGCUUUUGGCUGGCUUGAGCUAUGGAAUUCGCAACUGGAGGCUGCUGGAGAUUGCAGGAUCUGCUCCUAUAUUUGCCUCCUUCUUGUAUUUCCAUAUGCUACCAGAAUCGGCUCGGUGGCUGGUAACAAAAGGCAAGAUAGAAGAGGCCAAGAAGGUCCUUCAGAAAGCAGCAUCCUGCAACAAGCGCACCAUCCCACCAGAACUCCUUGAGCAGCUGAAACCUGUGAAACAGACCAAGUCUGGAAGCAUUCUGGAUCUCUUUCGGAGGAAGCACCUCCAGAAGGUGACUUCAAUCAUGUUAUGUGCCUGGUUUGUGAACAGCCUUGUCUACUAUGGGCUGAGUCUGAACGUGACAAACUUUGGGCUGGACAUCUACCUGACACAGCUUGCCUUUGGAGCAGUGGAAAUCCCAGCCCGUGUCGGUUGUAUCUUCAUGUUGCAGUGGUUUGGGAGGAAGAAAAACCAGGCUGUUCUCCUGCUGCUGAGUGGGUUGGUGUGUCUGGUCAUCACUGUGAUCCCUGAAGACCAGCCUGUGGCAACCACGGUCCUGGCCAUCAUUGGCAAGUUUACUGCCUCGGCCUCCUUCUCCACCUCCUACAUCUACUCUGCAGAGCUCUUCCCCACUGUCAUUAGGCAGACCGGCCUGGGGCUGUGCUCAAUGUCAGCGCGGCUGUCAGGGGUCGUGGCCCCUCUGAUCUUCCUCCUGGACCGGUACCACCGAGCCAUCCCCAUGGCCAUCUUUGGGAGUGCCCCCGUGGUAGGGGGGUUGCUCUGCUUCCUGCUGCCUGAGACCUGUGGCACUGACCUGGCAGAUGACACAGGGGCUGGCUGUCCCCCAGCAGAGGUCUGUGCAAAUGCCUACAGCAGCUCUGAAAAUGGAGACAGGAAAGGAAAAGACCACGGCCAAGACAAUGAGUACACAAAGACCACUCGCUUCUAGCUGGGCCUGCAAG
This is a messenger RNA of Dryobates pubescens (Downy woodpecker), 1703 nucleotides long. Its product is annotated as solute carrier family 22 member 13. The record is from RefSeq and is a predicted model, not a curated record. Gene Ontology annotation, molecular function: transmembrane transporter activity. NCBI's taxonomy places the organism in Eukaryota, Metazoa, Chordata, Aves, Piciformes, Picidae. Gene Ontology annotation, biological process: transmembrane transport. The transcript is spliced from 10 exons. Gene Ontology annotation, cellular component: membrane. Bases 44 to 1690 code for a protein of 548 amino acids.